AACAGUUCCCGGCGCCAGUGACUUUACUAUUCAAACCAAAAAAGGCAAAAAGCCUUCCACACACAACGGAAAAAACUCAGGAAACCUCCCCAAGCAAAAAUAAACAAAACCUUGACUUUCUUACUUCCUCUCCAAGAACUUUAUCCCCAUAACGGUCAAAACAACUACUUUCUAUAUAAAUAUAAAUAAAACCCUUCACUCUCUCUCUCUCUACCUUAGGGUUUUUGAUUUUUUUUUCUUUCUCUCUUUGAAAUCUAUGGGCGAAGAAGCAAAAGCAAUGGAUACGCCACCAACGAUUGGGGCAUCAGUGAUUCCAAUCAUGAACAAGCUCCAGGACAUUCUGGUUCCGGUGGGGGCCGAGCUUUCGAAGAUUUCGCUUCCACAGGUGGCGGUGGUCGGCAGCCAGAGCAGCGGCAAGUCGAGCGUGCUCGAGGCGUUGGUCGGCCGCGACUUCCUCCCUCGCGGCUGCGACAUUUGCACGCGGAGGCCGCUCGUCUUGAUGCUCGAGAAUCGUCCUCGGAAUGCGGCUGACGACGACGACGACGACGGUGCCGAGUGGGGCGAGUUCCGCCACUUGCCUGGCAGGCGCUUCUACGAUUUCUCCAAGAUUCGCCGCGAAAUCCAGGCUGAGACGGAAAGAGAAGCGGGGCAGAACAGAGGGGUUUCAGAUAGACAAAUUAGCUUAAGAAUUUCAUCUCCAAAUGUGCUUAAUAUGACCUUAGUUGAUCUACCUGGUGUUACUAAGGUUCCGGUGGGAGAUCAACCCACUGACAUAGAAGCGAGGAUUAGGAAAAUGAUAAUGGCACAUAUCAGGCAGGAAAACUGUAUUAUUUUGGCUGUUACUCCGGCCAAUUCUGAUUUGGCAACUUCGGACGCACUUCAGAUGGCUAGAGAAGCUGAUCCCACUGGUUCUAGGACAAUUGGUGUAAUCACUAAGCUUGAUAUAAUGGACAGGGGUACUGAUGCCCGAAACUUUCUGCUUGGAAAAGUUGUUCCACUUCGUCUCGGUUAUGUUGGUGUUGUGAAUCGCAGUCAGGAGGACAUUAAUAAAAACCGGAGCAUUGCAGAGGCUCUUGCAUAUGAGGAGCAAUUUUUUCGUGAUCAUCCUGUGUAUAGUGGUCUCUCUGAUCGUUGUGGCAUUCCUCAGUUAGCAAAAAAGCUAAAUCAGAUUCUGGAGCAGCAUAUCAGAAUGGUUCUCCCAGGUUUGAACGCUGAGUUAAAUUUCCAUAUGAUGAGUAUUGCUAAAGAGCUCCGAAUGUAUGGAGAAGCUAUUGAAUCUAAAGGGGAACAAGGGAUGAUUCUGCUGAACAUUUUGACACAAUAUUGUGAAGCAUUUUCUUCCUUGGUGGAUGGAAGAAGUCAGGAGAUGUCAACUAAAGAGUUGUCAGGUGGAGCCAGGAUUCACUACAUUUUCCAGUCAAUUUUUGUAAAGAGCUUGGAGGAAGUGGACCCUUGUGAUGAUCUAUCUGAUGAUGAUAUCCGAACGGCUAUUCAAAAUGCCACUGGUCUUAGAAAUACUUUAUUUGUGCCAGAAGUUCCAUUUGAAGUUUUGAUUAGAAGACAAAUUGCUCGGUUGUUAGAUCCUAGUCUUCAGUGUCUCAGAUUUGUUUAUGAUGAACUGGUGAAGAUGAGCCGUGCUUGUGAGGCAACUGAGUUGCAAAGGUUUCCCUUCUUAAGAAGGCGUAUGGAUGAAGUCAUGGGAAAGUUUUUGCGUGAUGGCGUAAAGCCUGCUGAGAGAAUGAUAGUGAAUCUUAUUGAGAUGGAGAUGGAUUAUAUAAAUUCUUCAAAUCCAAAUUUCUUAGGCGGGAGCAAAGCUGUUGAGAUUGCUAUGCAGCAGCUGAGAUCAUCGCAGCGCAAUAUGGAUGUUGAAAAGGUACCCACGUUGGAGAAGGGCCAGAAUUCUCGAGCUGGUAUUCCUAAGUCAAUUGUGAACGGUGUUUUGCCUAAUCAGCAGGGAAAUCGUCCUCCUUCGAAUAAUGAGAGACCUGUAUCAUCAGGAGGUAAUACAGCUACAAGGACAUGGGGAAUUUCAUCAAUAUUUGGCAGCAGAUCAUCACCUGGAGAGAGUCAAGCUAGCAGAUCACUUGGUGAAACUGCUCACCAUGUGGAGCAGAUGCCCUCUAUAAUCCAAUUGAGAGAGCCCCCAUCCAUCUUAAGGCCACUUGAAAUGACAGAGCAUGAAGCAAUAGUAAUAACUGUAACAAAAUUACUCUUGCGGUCUUACUAUGACAUUGUCAGAAAGAACAUUCAAGACUUAGUUCCCAAAGCUGUAAUGCACUUUCUGGUCAAUCAUACGAAAAGGGAGCUUCAUAGCAUCUUUAUACAAAAACUAUAUAGAGAGAGCCUUUUUGAAGAGCUAUUACAGGAGCAGGAAGAACUAGCUGUAAAAAGAAAACAGACACGAGAAAUGUACCUUGUUUUGCAACAGGCUAUUCAGACACUUGAGGAGGUUGAAUCUGUUGUAUUACCCCAAAAUUCAAACUCACGCGUGGGCACGGAUACUACCACUGGAUUGCCAAGGAUCCCAGGCUUUUCAUCCACUCUACCCUCAGCAAAUUAUAAUGAUAGCAGAUCAUCCUACAUAUCAUCAUUUACUAACUCUAAAGCCUCUAGAUUAUUCCAUUCAGAAGAGCAUUCAAUGUCCGUCAACUCAAAUGGACUGUAACUCUCAGGUGGAAGGGCUGGACAUCUACGCUACAAACACCUGAUGUCAGAUUGUACAGUGCUUUAAUUUCUAUAUUGGAAUUCAGCUAGUGGCCAAUUUACUGCAAUAUUGGUUCAUAUAAAUGAAGGAAUUAAUUGUUUGAUGACAAAAGGUGGUAAAUCUCAUAUAAACGGAGCAGAACUAGCACAUCUCUCUUGGGGUUUUGGUUUGCACCCAAAUAAAAAAAAUUGAAAUGGCGGAGGGCAGAAGAGAGGCUGAUUGUAUAUGUUUUAAGAGCAAUGGCAUAUAGUAUUUAUGUAUUAUAUGUGUUAAUUGAGGCUUAAUACAGAUGUUUAUGGUGCUUGAUUA
Quercus robur (English oak) is the source of this 3013-nucleotide messenger RNA. Its product is annotated as dynamin-related protein 3A-like. Gene Ontology annotation, cellular component: microtubule; membrane; cytoplasm. Bases 257 to 2665 code for a protein of 802 amino acids. Gene Ontology annotation, molecular function: microtubule binding; GTPase activity; GTP binding. The transcript has 20 exons. The record is from RefSeq and is a predicted model, not a curated record. NCBI's taxonomy places the organism in Eukaryota, Viridiplantae, Streptophyta, Magnoliopsida, Fagales, Fagaceae.